Molecule: messenger RNA, 2127 nt
Organism: Thelazia callipaeda (thelaziosis nematode)
Lineage: Eukaryota; Metazoa; Nematoda; Chromadorea; Rhabditida; Thelaziidae
Source: the annotation of a GenBank genome assembly
UUGCAGCGCUAUUCACCACGAAAUGAUUCAGAUUUAAUACCGUCAAGAGUCAUUGAUACUGCUACUGUUAAUUCUGAUGCAAAUGCCAUCAGUUGUGUUUCAACAACAACGACCACAACUACUACUUCAGAAAUUGAAAUUACAGAAGUCGCAAAAGAAGGUGAAAAAGCGGACCCAUCACAGUUUGAACUCUUAUCUACAAUAGGACAAGGUUCAUUUGGCAAAGUUAUGCUUGUUCGAAAAACUCGUGGACGUGAUGCUGGCGAACUAUUUGCUAUGAAAAUUUUAAAGAAAGCGACUCUUAAAGUUCGAGAUCGAUAUCGCACUAAAGCAGAACGAGAUAUCUUAGCUCGAUUUCGGCAUCCAUUUAUUGUUCGAUUACAUUACGCAUUUCAAACCGAAGGCAAGCUUUAUCUCAUUCUUGAUUUCCUGCCUGGUGGAGACCUUUUCAACCGUCUCUCCAAAGAGAUUAUGUUCACUGAAGAUGAUGUCAAAUUCUAUUUAGCUGAAAUUGCUUUAGCUCUAGGUCACCUACAUUCGUUAGGUAUUGCCUACAGGGAUUUAAAACCAGAAAAUGUUCUAUUAGAUGCCAAUGGUCAUAUUAGCUUAACGGAUUUUGGACUAUCAAAAGAAUCUAUUGAAAAAGAUGGCAAAACUUAUAGUUUCUGUGGUACUGUAGAAUAUAUGGCUCCUGAAGUAGUAAAUCGACGAGGACACACAGUUGCUGCAGAUUGGUGGAGUCUUGGUGUUCUCAUGUAUGAAAUGCUAACUGGUAGUCUUCCAUUCCACGGAAGUAAUCGCCGAGAAACUAUGUCAUUAAUUUUAAGAGCUAAACUAACUAUGCCUCGAUCGUUAUCAGCAGCAGCUCAACACUUGUUACGAGCACUUUUCAAACGAAAUCCAUCAAAUCGUUUAGGCUCUUCAUCUGAAGAUGUGAAACAAAUUAAAGCACAUCCAUUUUUUGAUUCUAUCAAUUGGGACAAAUUGUAUCUCCGACAAGUUCAACCACCAUUUAAACCUCUUUGCACACCGAGCAAUCAUACAUGUUGUUUUGAUCAAGAAUACACAAGAAAAACACCUGAUGAUUCACCAGCUUUACCGCCUUCAGCAACCGCUCAUGAAUUAUUUCGUGGAUUCAGCUAUGUUGCUCCAGCUGUUCUUUCUGCUGAUAAGCCAAGUGAUUGUGCUACUUCUUCUCUUCAAGGAGUGGAGAAAGCAUCAAUUUUUGAUGACUAUAAUAUGAAAGAAAAUCUUGGAGUUGGCUCGUUUUCUUUGUGUAAAAAAUGCGUGCAUAAAAAGACAGGUGCUGAAUUUGCUGUAAAGAUAAUUGAUAAAAGCAAGCGUGACGCUAGUGAAGAAGUGGAUAUUUUAAGACGCUAUUCACAUCACGCAAAUAUAGUAAAGCUAUUUUCUGUCUAUGAAGACAGUUUGAAUAUUUACUUGGUGGAAGAACUGUGCAGUGGUGGAGAACUGUUGAAUCGGAUAAUGACUUUGAAGCAUUUUUCGGAAAGAGAAGCUGCAGCUGUGAUGUUAAGACUUGCAAAUGCUAUUAGUUACUUGCAUUCUAAUCAGGUAGUUCAUCGUGAUUUAAAGCCGUCUAAUAUAAUGUAUGCUUCAAAAACAGCAGAUCCCGAUUCAGUUAGAAUUAUCGACUUUGGAUUUGCAAAGCAGUUACGUGCUGAAAACGGUUUGCUUAUGACUCCAUGUUAUACAGCUCAGUUUGUUGCUCCAGAAGUUUUGAAAAAACAAGGCUAUGAUAUGAAUUGUGAUGUCUGGUCACUUGGAGUGCUACUUUAUACUAUGCUUAGUGGUGAAACGCCAUUUGCAACAAGUGAUGGUGACACACCACAAAAGAUUCUGAAACGUGUUGGUGACGGAAAAUUUUCAUUAAAUGAUGCUGCCUGGAAUAACAUUUCGGAGCAAGCGAAGGACCUCGUUCAGUCUCUUUUACACGUAGAUCCAUCGAAACGUUUAUCUGCUAAACAGAUCCUUAUACAUCCAUGGAUUGUUCAUCGUAAUUCUCUUCCAACCACGCGACUUAACUUUCCUACUGAUCCAUCAAAACUGAAGGUGACUUUCAAACGUUGCAGUCAUUGUCAUCACCAUGCAAAAAAUAGUUUACCUUAA